GGCGUACCUAUUUGCAUUGACCUCAAGUCGGCCUCAAGUCGACCCGCGGCCCUAUGUGCGUCUCGUACCAACGCAUAGGUACGACGCAUACACAGGAAGCAAUGAACGAUUUCCAGCAUCUUAUAUUUCGCCGUUAAAAUUUUUAGUGAUUUUGACGAUACCGAUGACCCGUGACAUUUCCAUUGCAUGAUUUAUCGUUCACUUAACCGUUAGCCACGUGUAAGCGCGACUUUGCCUGCUCAGUUAUUCAUUUUUCUUGGUCUGGUGGUGACUCGGAGCGAGCUCGGCGUGUGUGGUAAGCGGCCGUUGCUAGCUGAAGCACGACCCGUCCGCCCCCGCCGCGGACCGGAUGGCCAGACCUGGAGCGGACAGCUGCCCUGCGGGACUGUGGGCGGCCGCAAACUUGGAGUCCCGCGCGGCUCCCGGCGCCGGCUGUGUCGUGUUGCCAGGCUGUGGGCGAGCGCCGGCUCCGCUGAGCAGUCUGUCUGCCGUCUGCCCACUCAGACUGUCGGGCGUGGCUGUAACACGCUUAUGGGAGCCGCGAUGGUGUCCGACAGGUGCUGCGCCCACGCAUGUCUCAUUUGCUGGCCAAAUUGAACGUCUCUCGUCGUCUGGCGCAGUACGGGUAUUGGAGCGUGAAUUCAAACGGACGGUUGGGCCGUGGAGUCAGACUGGCGAGGCGUCGAGUCAGACUGGCUGAACAUGAAGUAUGACUCAUGACUUACGGGUGGCUAGUGGACUGACUACACGCAUGUAAAUGCCUCGAGACGGGGGACGCCAGGACGUCGAUCUAGACUUGCGACAUUCUACGAAAGAAACGUGUCUGUCCACCCCUCACGGCUCACAGACACUUUGUGACAGCACUUGUUCAACCAUUAGCGUUACCAUGCGCUGAGGUCAUGUUUAUUUUGGUGGCUGUUUUAUGUCUCGCCGCGCCACGUGGCGACUGUCGUAUAUGAACCGUUAGGACGGCGCCGGUCGGCGGCCGGCCUGUAGAGGAGGGUGUCUGGGCGUCUGUUCGUCGCCGUCUCCCGGUCAGGCCUGUGCGAGCCCAGUCCGCUCCAGUGCUGAGAACAUCAGAGUCGCUAAGCGAAAGCACGAUGGCUGCACGGUUUUUCGAGGGUACGAACCACGCGGAGCUCUACGUGCGCUACCGGCCCGCCACUCCUUCCACGCUGGUCCAGCUGGUGUGCGACUACAUCAAAGAGAAGGUGCCCGGCCCGCUGCGGCAGGCCGUGGACGUCGGCUGCGGCUCCGGCCAGGGCACGCAGCUGCUGGCGCCGCACUUUGAGCGCGUGCUGGGCACGGACGUCAGCCCGGCGCAGGUGGCCAAGGCAGAGGCCGCCCCCGGGGCCGUCAACAUCGCGUACAGUGUAUCCCCGGCAGAGGCUAUCGCCCUGCCGUCGCACAGCUGUGACCUGGUGAUGGCCGUCCAGGCGUGCCAUUGGUUCGACAUGAGCACCUUCCUACCGGAGUCGGCGCGGGUGCUCAGACCGGGCGGCGCCCUGGCUCUGGUCGGCUAUAGACUGCCGGCGCCGGUCUGGCAGGGCCGGGAGAGAGAGGACGUCAGGGAACUCCUGGCUGAGUCGUACGUGUCGGGUCUGGCGGGCUGGAUCCAGCAGGGCAGCGUGGACACCUACAUCAACGGAUACUCGGACAGCAGGUUCACGUCGCCGCUGGAAGACCACAGGAGGGACGAGUCGACCUUCUGUGACCUGGACGGCACGGUCGCCGACAUGGUUGGCUACUGCAGCACUUGGUCGGGGUUCCAGAACAUGGUAGCUGACAAGGGCCAGGAGGCCGGACAAAAGUUCCUGGAUGACAUUCAGAACAGAGUUCUCGCUCUGCUGGGUGACGGUGCCACUCCGGAAAGUUCCAUCGUGAUCCGGUUUCGCUACUUCGUCCUUCUGAGCCGAAAACCAGUGGAUACCAAGUAACGAUAGAACGGUCAUCGCAACGUGCAGAUGGGAUGCAAUCAAGGCAUGAUUUGUACAACUUGUGUCCGUUGCCUGACAAAGCUAGGGUAGUUGACACGCCCGAUAUCAUUAUCAGGUUAAAAAUGAAAUUGACAUAUAGGUAUUAAGUAUGUGCAUUGCACUUAACCAGGUAUGUCCUUACACUUUGCGAUCGAAGGGUAAUGCCGCUACGAAUAGCACGCCCCAUUUUUUGCAUUUUUUCUGCUUUUUCGCUUUGUAUGCCAGCUCGUCAUGACAUCUCGCCAACUGUCACGGAAGACAAUGAACAAAUAUAACGUGUAUUAAAAAACAAUAAUAAAUAACAAUACACGUCGAAGUGAGAUUGCA
Amphibalanus amphitrite is the source of this 2303-nucleotide messenger RNA. Its product is annotated as putative methyltransferase DDB_G0268948. Lineage: Eukaryota; Metazoa; Arthropoda; Thecostraca; Balanomorpha; Balanidae. The coding region runs from base 1101 to 1937 and encodes 278 amino acids. The transcript has 7 exons. The record is from RefSeq and is a predicted model, not a curated record. Gene Ontology annotation, molecular function: S-adenosylmethionine-dependent methyltransferase activity.